CAGAGACCUUUGUCUGAGGUUUAAACCUAAAAUAAUAGUAUGGAAGGGCUAAACGGAACUUAAGUUCUUUUGCCAAAAAAAAUGGUUUACAAGAUCUUGAACAUGUACUAUCUGUGCUGAUGGGACAGGAUCCAAUAUGAAUAUAAAUGAUGGAGGAAGACGACGCUUUGAGGAUAAUGAGCAUACAUUGCGUAUAUAUCCUGGGACAAUUUCAGAAGGAACGAUCUACUGUCCAAUUCCUGCCAGGAAAAAUUCCACAGCUGCUGAGGUGAUUGACUCUCUUAUAAACAAACUUCAUCUUGACAAAACAAAAUGUUACGUUCUAGCAGAGGUAAAGGAAUUCGGUGGAGAAGAAUGGAUACUCAAUCCAACGGACUGUCCAGUUCAGCGAAUGAUGUUGUGGCCCCGAAUGGCUCUGGAAAAUCGCUUGAGUGGAGAGGACUAUCGCUUUCUUCUGAGAGAAAAAAACCUUGAUGGCUCCAUCCACUAUGGUAGUCUUCAGUCAUGGCUACGGGUAACGGAAGAACGUCGCAGAAUGAUGGAACGGGGUUUUCUUCCACAGCCCCAACAGAAAGACUUUGAUGAUUUAUGUAGCUUACCUGAUUUGAAUGAGAAAACUCUCUUAGAAAACCUACGGAAUCGCUUUAAGCAUGAAAAAAUUUAUACCUAUGUUGGCAGUAUUCUAAUAGUUAUUAACCCAUUCAAGUUUCUUCCUAUUUAUAACCCCAAAUAUGUCAAAAUGUAUGAUAAUCACCAAUUGGGAAAACUUGAGCCCCACAUUUAUGCUGUGGCUGAUGUAGCUUAUCAUGCCAUGCUUCAGCGUAAAAAGAAUCAGUGCAUUGUGAUUUCAGGAGAGAGUGGUUCAGGGAAGACUCAAAGCACAAACUUUCUUAUUCACCACCUUACUGCUCUCAGUCAGAAAGGAUUUGCCAGUGGAGUAGAACAGAUUAUUCUUGGAGCUGGACCAGUACUUGAGGCCUUUGGAAAUGCAAAGACAGCUCAUAAUAAUAAUUCAAGUCGUUUUGGCAAGUUUAUUCAAGUAAAUUACCAGGAAACAGGCACUGUACUUGGUGCCUAUGUUGAAAAAUAUCUACUGGAGAAGUCCAGACUCGUUUAUCAAGAGCAUAAUGAACGGAACUAUCAUGUAUUCUAUUACUUGCUGGCUGGAGCAAGUGAAGAAGAAAGAUCAGCAUUCCACCUUAAGCAACCAGAGGAAUAUCAUUAUCUCAAUCAGAUAACAAAGAAACCCCUCAGACAGAGCUGGGAUGAUUAUUACUAUGACUCUGAGCCGGAUUGCUUCACAGUGGAGGGAGAGGAUUUGAGGCAUGACUUUGAACGCUUGCAAUUGGCCAUGGAAAUGGUGGGAUUUCUUCCCAAGACACGAAGACAGAUUUUCUCUCUUCUCUCAGCAAUACUACAUUUGGGUAAUAUUUGUUAUAAAAAGAAGACAUACCGGGAUGACUCUAUUGAUAUCUGCAAUCCUGAAGUUUUGCCUAUUGUCUCAGAAUUAUUAGAAGUUAAAGAAGAGAUGCUAUUUGAAGCAUUGGUUACGAGAAAGACAGUGACAGUGGGAGAAAAGCUUAUUUUACCAUACAAGCUUGCCGAGGCUGUGACAGUGAGAAACUCCAUGGCUAAAUCUCUGUAUAGUGCCCUAUUUGACUGGAUAGUUUUUCGCAUUAAUCAUGCACUUUUGAAUAGUAAAGAUUUGGAGCAUGAAACCAAGACUUUGUCCAUUGGUGUUCUGGAUAUUUUUGGGUUUGAAGAUUAUGAAAAUAACAGCUUUGAACAGUUUUGUAUUAAUUUUGCUAAUGAACGUUUACAGCACUACUUUAACCAGCAUAUCUUUAAAUUGGAGCAAGAGGAAUAUAGAACUGAAGGUAUCAGCUGGCACAACAUAGAUUAUAUUGAUAAUACCUGUUGCAUAAAUCUUAUUAGCAAAAAACCAACAGGUCUGCUCCAUCUUUUGGAUGAAGAAAGCAACUUUCCACAGGCUACAAAUCAAACAUUGCUAGACAAAUUUAAGCAUCAACAUGAAGAGAAUUCUUACAUCGAAUUUCCAGCUGUUAUGGAGCCUGCUUUCAUUAUAAAACAUUAUGCUGGAAAAGUAAAAUAUGGGGUAAAGGAUUUCCGGGAAAAAAAUACAGAUCAUAUGCGCCCAGAUAUUGUAGCUCUUCUAAGAAGUAGCAAGAAUGCUUUUAUCUCUGGGAUGAUUGGAAUUGAUCCUGUAGCUGUUUUCCGGUGGGCAAUUCUCCGAGCUUUUUUCAGAGCUAUGGUUGCUUUCAGGGAAGCUGGAAAAAGACACAUUCACAGAAAAACUGGUCAUGAUGACACAGCACCAUGUGCAAUUUUGAGAAAUAUGGAUAGUUUUAGCUUUCUCCAACACCCAGUCCACCAGAGGAGCUUAGAGAUUCUGCAGAGAUGCAAGGAAGAGAAGUACAGUAUAACUCGGAAAAAUCCUAGAACACCUCUUUCUGAUCUCCAGGGCAUGAAUACUCUAAAUGAAAAAAACCAACAUGAUACAUUUGAUAUUGCCUGGAAUGGCAGAACUGGGAUUCGCCAAAGCAGACUAUCAAGUACCACCUCCUUGCUUGAUAAAGAUGGGAUAUUUGCGAAUUCAGCUAGUAGCAAACUCCUGGAGAGAGCUCAUGGAAUUCUCACGAGAAACAAGAACUUCAAAUCUAAGCCUGCCCUUCCAAAGCACUUGCUAGAAGUAAAUUCUUUAAAACAUCUGACAAGAUUGACCAUACAGGACCGGAUUACCAAGUCUCUUCUUCAUUUGCACAAGAAGAAGAAACCUCCCAGCAUCAGUGCCCAGUUUCAGGCAUCAUUAAACAAGCUGAUGGAGACACUUGACCAAGCAGAACCAUAUUUUGUAAAAUGCAUUCGUUCUAAUGCUGAAAAGCUUCCCUUACGAUUCAGUGAUGCCUUGGUACUUAGACAGCUUCGAUACACUGGGAUGCUGGAAACUGUUCGAAUUCGCCAAUCAGGAUACAGCUCCAAAUAUUCCUUCCAGGAUUUUGUGAGCCACUUCCAUGUACUUCUUCCUCAAAAUAUUAUUCCAUCCAAACUUAACAUUCAAGAUUUCUUCAGGAAAAUAAAUCUUAAUCCAGAUAAUUAUCAAGUUGGAAAAACCACGGUCUUCCUAAAGGAGCAAGAACGACAGCACUUACAAGAUCUGCUUCACCAAGAGGUGCUCCGCAGAAUCAUAUUGCUGCAACGAUGGUUCCGGGUCUUGCUGUGUCGGCAGCAUUUCCUCCAUAUGAGACAGGCAUCUGUUAUCAUCCAGCGAUUCUGGAGAAAUUACCUAAGUCAGAAGCAAAUGAGAGAUGCAGUUGUGCAGAAGGAUGCUUUUGCUAUGGGUCAUGCAGCCGUUCUUCUCCAGGCUUCUUGGCGUGCUCACUUGGAGAGGCAUCGUUACUUGGAGCUGCGGGCUGCAGCCAUCAUCAUCCAGCAGAGAUGGAGAGAGCACUGUAGACGCAGGCACAUGGCUGCGGUGUGCAUACAGGCAAGAUGGAAAGCCUACAGGGAAAGUAAGAGGUACCAGGAACAAAGAGACAAAAUUAUCCUUUUGCAGUCAACGUGUAGGGGAUUUAGAGCAAGACAAAGAUUUAAAGCUUUAAAAGAACAGAGGCUAAAAGAAACAAAGCUAGAACUUGGAUUGGCUAAUAUCAAGGGAUACAGAUCUCUGGAAAUUCAGGGUUCAGACCCUUCAGAAUGGGAGGAUCGUUCCUUUGACAACAGAGUGAAAGCCAUAGAGGAAUGUAAAUCUGUGAUAGAGAGUAAUCGAAUUAGCCGUGAAAAUUCAGUGGACUGCUCAAGAGAGUCCCCAACCAAGCAGCAGGAGAGAGCCAGAAGCCACAGUGGUGUGGACUUGCAGGAAGGUGUGAUUGUAAGAGAGCGACCCAAGUCCUUGGAGGAUCUUCAUCAGAAAAAAGUAGGCCGGGCUAAAAGAGAAAGUCGGAGAAUGAGAGAACUAGAGCAAGCUAUAUUUAGCCUAGAAUUACUAAAAGUCCGUUCUCUUGGUGGUGUAUCCCCUUCAGAGGAACGCAGAUGGUCUACAGAAUUGAUGCCAGAAAGCCUUCAGUCUCCACAGGGCACACCUGAUAGUGAAAGCUCUCAAGGAAGUUUGGAACUUCUGAGCUAUGAGGAAAGCCAAAAGAACAAACUAGAAUCUAUCAUUUUAGAUGAAGGAGACUUGCAGUUUCCAUCACCCAAGGUAUCUAGGAGUCCGAAAUUUGAAUCACAGGACAAAACCCUCAGUGCUUCAAGGGAGACUAGUUAUGCAGAGCAUUUGAAGAAUGGAAAUGUAAAGGGAAAGUUGGUCUGUAGUUCUGAGCCUAUUACCUGUAAACCACAGCCAAGAGACGUGUUCAUUUCAAAUAGUCUGCCAACAUUUUUUUAUAUUCCCCAGCAAGACCCACAAAAAACAAGUUCCCAACUAGACACAGGUAUCCAAAGAAACAAACUGUUGGAAAAUGAAAACAUCCCUGGGACAGCUCUUACUUUGGAUAUCAACAGGGAAACUAGAAAAUACUCUUUCUCAGGAGAAGACCUAGUUCCUUCUUUGAAUACAGAUUCUUCUAACGCUGUGCUUAGGAAGUUAGAAAAGCUAAACACCGAAAAGGAAGAAAGGCAAAAGCAGUUGCAGCAACAGAAUGAAAAAGAGAUGAUGGAACAGAUUCGUCAGCAAACAGAUAUCUUAGAGAAGGAGCGUAAAGCCUUCAAGACAUUUGAUAAGCCAAGAAUCGGAGAGUCUUUCCCGGCAUCAUCUUUCUAUCAGUCAAAGCAAAGAGUAGAGAGGCCAUCCUCUCUCCUCAGCCUAAAUACUCCAAAUAAGGGAGAACAUAGUUUUCUGGGGUCCCCAUCAGUAACUACAAAAGAUGCAGCUCUUCCCCCAAAAGACAGUUCCUCUGCUCACUUGCUCCCAAAGGACCGACCUGUCACUUUGUUCUUUGAAAGUAAAGGAAGUCCAUGCCAAUCUAGUACUGUAAGGGAGUUGUCCAAGACAGACAGAACAGGCACUAAGCUGAAUGUAGCCUGUAAACUCUCUAAUAAUCGCAUUUCAAAAAGAGAAUCCCAUAGGCCAACUCAGUCUUAUAGCCACAAAACUGAUGACCUUUCCAGAGAGGGAAAUACUAGGACCAUUUUCUUCACGCCAAGGGACAAUAUGAGUAUUCCCCUUGUCAACAAGGAAGCCUUAAACAGUGGAAAUCCUCAGGUCCAUAAACAAGAUGAACCAGCCCGGAAACCUGUGAAAUUAGCUGGGCCUGGCCAAGGAGAGGUUGCCAGACCAGCCCAUAAAAAGAAAGCUCGAAUGGCGCGGACGCGCUCCGAUUUCUUGACUAGAGGUACUUUUGCCGAUGGGGAGGGGGAUACAGAGGAAGAUGAUUACGAUGACCUUAUUGAGCCCCUUCUCUCCCUUGACCAAGCUUCUCACUCUGAGCGAGGGCCUGUACCCAGCCUGGGUCAGGCCUCUCACAGUGACUCCGAAAUGACUUCACAGCGAUUUUCUUCAGUUGAUCAACAAGCAAAGCUUCAUAAAACUAUGUCUCAAGGAGAGAUUACAAAGUUGGCAGUGAGACAGAAGGCUUCAGAUUUGAACAUAAGGCCUCAGAGAGCUAAGAUGAGAUUCUGGGCCAAAGGGAAACAAGGGGAGAAGAAGAUGACUAGAGUGAAACAUGCCACCCAGCCAGAGGGUUCAGCACUCUUUGCAGCCUCAGAAGUAAUUCCAGCUGAUCAGUUUCCAGAUGAGUUAGCUCAGUAUCAUCCAACACCUCCUUUGAGCCCAGAACUGCCUGGGAGUUGCCGGAAGGAGUUCAAAGAGAACAAACAGCCUUCUCCAAAGGCUAAGCGCAAGCGAAGUGUGAAGAUCAGCAAUGUGGCUUUGGAUUCUGUGCAUUGGCAAAAUGACUCUGUCCAAAUCAUAGCAAGUACCAGUGACUUAAAAAGCAUGGAUGAAUUUCUUCUGAAAAAGAUGAACGACCUUGAUAAUGAAGACAGUAAGAAAGAUACCCUAGUGGAUGUUGUAUUUAAAAAAGCCUUGAAAGAAUUUCGGCAGAAUAUCUUCAGCUUUUAUUCAUCUGCACUGGCGAUGGAUGAUGGGAAAAGCAUACGGUAUAAAGACCUCUAUGCGCUCUUUGAACAAAUUCUGGAAAAGACCAUGAGGCUUGAACAGCGUAAUUGGAGAGAAUCUCCAGUGAGGGUUUGGGUCAACACUUUUAAAGUCUUUUUAGAUGAAUAUAUGAAUGAAUUCAAGACUUCAGAUUGCACAGUCACUAAGGUGCCAAAAACUGAAAGAAAGAAAAGAAGGAAAAAAGAAACUGAUUUGGUGGAAGAACACAAUGGUCACAUCUUUAAGGCCACCCAGUAUAGUAUCCCUACAUACUGUGAAUACUGCUCUUCUUUGAUAUGGAUAAUGGACCGAGCCUCUGUUUGCAAAUUAUGCAAGUAUGCUUGCCAUAAGAAAUGCUGUCUGAAAACCACAGCCAAGUGCUCAAAAAAGUAUGAUCCAGAGCUGUCCUCUCGACAGUUUGGGGUCGAACUGUCUCGUUUGACCAGUGAAGAACGAACUGUUCCUUUAGUGGUGGAAAAGCUCAUAAACUACAUCGAAAUGCAUGGAUUGUACACAGAAGGCAUUUACCGGAAGUCUGGUUCAACUAAUAAAAUCAAGGAGCUUCGACAAGGUCUAGAUACAGAUGCUGAGAGUGUAAAUCUAGAUGACUAUAACAUACAUGUCAUUGCAAGUGUAUUCAAGCAGUGGCUUCGAGAUUUGCCUAAUCCACUCAUGACCUUUGAACUCUAUGAGGAAUUUCUUCGAGCUAUGGGCCUUCAGGAGAGGAAGGAGACAAUCCAUGGUGUAUACUCUGUGAUUGACCAGCUCUCCCGAACUCAUCUCAAUACACUGGAACGCCUCAUCUUUCAUCUAGUCAGGAUUGCAUUACAGGAAGAUACUAAUCGAAUGUCUGCUAAUGCUUUGGCCAUUGUGUUUGCACCCUGCAUUCUCCGCUGCCCAGACACCAUUGACCCACUACAAAGUGUGCAGGACAUCAGUAAGACAACCACUUGUGUGGAGCUGAUUGUUGUGGAACAAAUGAAUAAAUAUAAGGCUCGUCUAAAAGACAUCAGUAGCCUGGAGUUUGCUGAGAAUAAGGCAAAGACCAGACUGUCACUGAUUCGUAGAUCAAUGGGAAAGGGGCGUAUUCGUCGAGGAAACUAUCCAAGUCCAUCCUCUCCGGUUGUAGUUCGGUUGCCUUCCAUGUCUGAUGUCCCAGAAGAGACCUUGACUAGUGAGGCAGCUGUGGAGACUGACAUUACAGAACAACAACAAACAGCUAUGCAGCAGGAGGAGAGAGUACUGACCGAGCAGAUUGAGAACCUACAGAAAGAGAAGGAGGAGCUAACAUUUGAGAUGCUUGUACUGGAACCCCGUGCCUCUGAUGAUGAAACUCUUGAGUCUGAGGCCUCCAUUGGGACUGCCGAUAGCUCAGAAAAUUUGAAUCUGGAGUCUGAAGGUGCCAUCUCUGAGAAAUCAGGGAGAAGUUUAGCCUUUAGCACUCUGAAGGCAGCUGGCAAGUCUGAACCUUCAAGCAAGUUGAGAAAGCAGCUAAAAAAGCAGCAAGACUCUUUAGAUUCAGUGGACUCUACGGUUUCCUCUUUAUGUCUAUCUAACACUACAUCAUCUCAUGGGACCAGAAAACGAUUUCAGAUUUAUUCCAAAUCUCCUUUCUACCGAGCUGCCUCAGCUGGUGAGGCCCUCGGAAUGGAAGGACCAUUGGGCCAGAAGUCCCUAGAAGACAGACCUCAGUUCAUCAGCAGAGGAACUUUCAACCCUGAAAAGGGCAAACAAAAAUUGAAGAAUGUGAAAAAUACACCUCAGAAAACCAAAGAGAAUCCAGAGGGGACAGUCAUGCCUGGCCGCAGGAAAACUGUGGACCCAGACUGCACUUCCACCCAACAGCUAGCACUCUUUGGAAAUAAUGAGUUUAUGGUCUGAACUAAUAGAUGCGUUUCCCUUCAUGGCUACUGAGUGGUAAACACAUCUCAUCUUUGGGGCUUCUUCGCAUCACCUCCUCCACAGUAGUCCAUCCUAAUUGUGGUCCUGCCUCUUGCCUAAGCAUGUGGCUAAGACCUUGUGCGCUGAUUUCCUGGGCUUCCUGCAGAAGCAGAAAGGCCUCUUUGAAGCCUACUGGGGAUGGUGCCAGCUGUGCCUUGGCUGCUGUAUUUGAGUUGAGAUUUUAUUAAACAAAGCCACCUAGGGCCUGGGGAUUUGGGCCAGUUGUAGUUGCCUCUCUCCACCCUCUUUUCCCUUCCCAAAGGUGGGUGUUGGGGAAGUAGGGGGAUAUUGUGGGUCUGAGGGACCCUCUGCUUUCUGAUAUUUGAGGAAAACAUAAAUCUUUCUUAAAUAUGAAAGCAAAAGCAUUUGGGUUUAUUUUGGGAUAGUUAGGAGCUAGGGUGGAAUAUAAUUUUUUUCCAAGCAUUUAUAAACAAAAACCUAAGCCCUCUAUUUUAAGAUUUUUGAAAAAACAUUCCAUGUUAUAUUCUGGGGAAGGUAAAA
This is a messenger RNA of Otolemur garnettii (small-eared galago), 8554 nucleotides long. It is a transcript of the gene MYO9A, whose product is annotated as myosin IXA. The transcript is spliced from 43 exons. Bases 137 to 7993 code for a protein of 2618 amino acids. Gene Ontology annotation, cellular component: myosin complex. The record is from RefSeq and is a predicted model, not a curated record. Gene Ontology annotation, molecular function: GTPase activator activity; protein binding; ATP binding. Gene Ontology annotation, biological process: intracellular signal transduction; positive regulation of GTPase activity. Lineage: Eukaryota; Metazoa; Chordata; Mammalia; Primates; Galagidae.